AAAAUUAGGAAUGGAGGGCAUUUAUGAAGACAUAACAGGAAUUUGUCAACAACUAACCUGACAAAAAUUGUAUAGUGGAUAGGAGCUAUUAACUAAUCGACUAUUUGAGGACUCAUUUUGGCAAAAAGGAUGACAGAUUAUGCAGACCACAAAAAUCAUUCGACCAAUCAAUCGAUUUUUGACAGAAAUUCUUCGAGUUACGACCGCCUGUGAUUUUAUGUCAUGGAAAGGAAUACGAGAAAAGAACACAACUUAUUCUAUGGCUCAGUGAAGGACCAACCAUAACAAGAUUAACUCAAACAAUUUUUAUAAAAAGCAAGUUAGUUAUUUUGUAGUUUUUUUGUAUUUAUUUAAAAAUGUCUUUAACAACAAUGACAAAAAUUACACAAACCAACACAGCCUGCUCAGCAGCAGUUGUUUUCCUACACGGAUCUGGUGACUCUGGUCAAGGAUUUCUGAAUUGGAUAAAGUUUCUCAUUGGUGACUUUACCUCACCCCAUAUAAAGUUUUAUUUUCCAACUGCUCCAUUAAGGCCUUAUACACCUUUGAAUGGUGAACCUAGUUAUGUUUGGUUUGAUAGAUACAUUAUAACUCCAGAUGUGGCUGAACAUGUCGAAUCCUUAAGUUCUAUAGGAAAUGUUAUUAAAUCCAUUAUUAAUGAUAUAGUCAAAGAGGGAGUGCCGUUAAACAGAAUAAUUGUUGGUGGAUUUUCAAUGGGGGGUGCAUUAGCUCUACAUUCUGCUUUCCGAUUUACUCCAGGCUUAGCAGGGGUUUUUGCUUUGUCUUCAUUUUUAAAUAAAAACUCUACUGUGUAUACUGAACUUAAAGCUCCUGAAACACCGCUGUAUAUGUGUCAUGGAGAGAAAGAUUCAAUGGUUCCAAUUUCAUGGGGAAAAAAAACAUUUGAGGAACUAGAGAAGCUGCAUGUUAAAGGUGAAUUUGUGCCUAUAAGGUUCACUCUCCAUGAGUUAAAGAAAAGUGAACUGGAAGGGCUGUUUCAGUGGAUUGCCAAGAUACUGCCUCCCAUAGACUCGGAUAACCCAUAAUGCUGUUGAAAAGUGAUAUUAUGGUGCUAUUUUUACAUAUGUUAUGUAGGAGUCAUAAAUUUAUACUACAUGU
Messenger RNA from Cylas formicarius (sweet potato weevil), 1119 nucleotides. Its product is annotated as lysophospholipase-like protein 1. Lineage: Eukaryota; Metazoa; Arthropoda; Insecta; Coleoptera; Brentidae. Gene Ontology annotation, biological process: protein depalmitoylation. The record is from RefSeq and is a predicted model, not a curated record. Gene Ontology annotation, cellular component: cytoplasm. The transcript is spliced from 5 exons. Gene Ontology annotation, molecular function: palmitoyl-(protein) hydrolase activity; carboxylic ester hydrolase activity. Bases 357 to 1046 code for a protein of 229 amino acids.